This is a messenger RNA of Arabidopsis thaliana (thale cress), 1018 nucleotides long. Its product is annotated as F-box/kelch-repeat protein. Lineage: Eukaryota; Viridiplantae; Streptophyta; Magnoliopsida; Brassicales; Brassicaceae. The transcript has a single exon. The record is from RefSeq and is marked reviewed. The coding region runs from base 8 to 910 and encodes 300 amino acids.
UUGGCUUAUGUACUUACCAAAACGUGGCAAUUUGUUCGAACUCUAUGAUCCAUUGCAUCAGAAGAUGUACACAUUGAAUCUACCUGAGCUUGCCAAAUCUACGGUUUGUUACUCAAGAGAUGGAUGGUUACUAAUGCGUAAAACCAUUUCAAGAGAAAUGUUCUUCUUCAACCCGUUUACUCGUGAGCUCAUAAACGUACCAAAAUGUACUUUAUCAUAUGAUGCGAUCGCUUUCUCUUGUGCACCUACAUCAGGUACUUGCGUGUUGCUAGCAUUUAAGCAUGUUUCGUAUCGUAUCACCACUACGAGCACUUGCCAUCCCAAAGCAACCGAGUGGGUUACUGAGGAUCUACAAUUCCAUCGUCGCUUCCGCAGUGAAACACUUAACCACAGCAAUGUUGUCUAUGCCAAACGUCGCUUCUAUUGCCUUGACGGUCAAGGAAGCUUAUAUUACUUUGAUCCGUCUUCUCGAAGAUGGGAUUUUAGUUACACCUAUUUACUGCCAUGUCCUUAUAUCUCGGAUAGAUUUAGUUACCAGUAUGAGCGGAAGAAGAAGAGAAUUUUCUUGGCUGUGCGGAAAGGAGUGUUCUUUAAGAUAUUUACAUGUGAUGGUGAGAAGCCGAUAGUGCAUAAGUUAGAAGAUAUCAAUUGGGAGGAGAUCAAUAGUACUACGAUUGAUGGAUUGACAAUCUUUACGGGUCUUUAUUCCUCUGAGGUGAGACUUAAUCUACCAUGGAUGAGGAAUAGUGUUUACUUUCCUAGACUUCGUUUUAAUGUCAAGCGUUGUGUAUCAUAUUCGCUUGAUGAAGAGAGGUAUUAUCCGCGGAAGCAGUGGCAAGAACAGGAGGAUUUAUGUCCUAUUGAGAAUCUUUGGAUUAGGCCACCGAAGAAAGCUGUAGAUUUCAUGUGAAGAUAAAAGUAAUGGCCAAGCUUGGUUAUGGUGGAAGAGUAAGAUCAUCUCAAUUAUCUUAGGACUCAACUCUUGGUUAUGGUUGAAGCUUUUUAUUUGUUUAACUGC